UCGAGGUCGCGCCGGCGCUCGUGGUCCAGGCGGUCGCGCUCCAGGGAGAAGCGGCGCCGGCGGCGUUCCGGCAGCUCCGGGCGCUCGCGGCGCAAGGAGAAACACCGCGGGGAGAAGAAGAAGAAGAAGCAGCGCUCGAGGUCCAGGGAGCGGCGAGGCUCCCGGCGCGACGGCGAGGGCAAGGCGGCGGAGAAGAGCGAGGCGGCGCGGCGGCGCGAGCCGCGGGCCGUGGUGCCGCCCUCGGUGCAGGAGCUGAACGACUCGGAUCUUUUCGCCAUCAAGAGAACCAUCACGGUGAACCGGCGCGCCGCCGGCACGCCCGAGCCCAAACGGGAGGUGCUCUACGAUUCCGAAGGGUUGAGCUUCGAGGGCUUCUCCGACCGCGAGCACGCCGAGUUCCCCGGCCGCAAAAGCGAGGCCAGGCCGGCGCCGCCGGAGCCCGGCAAGAAGGAGAAGGAGAGGAAACGGAGCCGCGCCGAGGAGAGGCCGGCGGGGAGGGAGAAAUACAAGAAGAAAUUCAAGGAUUACGCCGAGCCCGCCGCGGCCGAGGCCGGGAAAAGCAAGGAGAAGCAGCGGGAGAAAAGCGGGCGGAAAGGGAAAACGGGCGGGGGGCACAAGGAAGGGGCGGAAACGGCGGCGCCGAAAACGCCGCCGGCGCCGGCGGUGCCCAGGAAGGUGAAGCUUCAAUCCAAGGUGUCGGUGCUGAUCCGGGAGGGCGUCAGCUCCACCACCACCCCCGGCAAGGACGGCGGCGGCGCCGGGAUCGGGGUGAAAUUCGCCCGCGACGCCGAGAGCCGCGCGGCGUUCCUGAAAGCCGAGGAGAAGGCGGAGAAAGCGACCCCCAAAAGCGACGGGGGGCAAGCUCGCGACGCGGCGGCGAAACCCCGCAAGGCGAAGCCCCCCAAGGCCAAGGCGGGGGUGAAGAAGGUCAAGGUCAAAGCCAAGGGCGAGACGCGCAAGAAGAGGAAGGCCAAGGUGAAGGGCGGCGGCGGCGGCGCUUUGAAGAAAUCCAAAGCCGACAGCUGCAGCCAAAGCGCCGCGACCCCUCCUCACCGCCCGCCCCCCAAACCCGACCCCGCCUGGUCCGGCUCGGAAAAAUCCGCCGGGGGCAGCACCCCGAAACCCCCCAGCCCCCCUCGCGCGGCCGCCGGCGCCCCCAAACCCGCGCCGGCG
Messenger RNA from Onychostruthus taczanowskii (white-rumped snowfinch), 1173 nucleotides. RefSeq names its product SR-related CTD associated factor 1 (gene SCAF1). The record is from RefSeq and is a predicted model, not a curated record. The annotation marks the transcript as partial. The transcript has a single exon. NCBI's taxonomy places the organism in Eukaryota, Metazoa, Chordata, Aves, Passeriformes, Passeridae. Gene Ontology annotation, molecular function: RNA polymerase II C-terminal domain binding.